AGAGGUCCAGCCUGUAACAGGAACAGAUGAAAAGUAACCAAUGGCAGUGUAUAAAUAUAUAAAGUGUCUCCUGUAACUAAAAAACAGAACUUCCAGCAGCUGUGAUAGUUUUUUCUUCAGUCUCUCUCCAGUCUCUGCAGCAGGGUUUAGUGUUUUGUUUGCAGUUUUGCUUCUGCUGAAGAGAAUCUUCUGGACCUGCUCUCUCUCAAACUCGCAUUAUCUCCCCCUUAUAAACACACGCGAGGCCUGAGAGCACAGCCAGAUGCUCUCUGACGGAGAGAGAAAGAAAGGAAGAAGUGCAGAGGCUCUCUGAGAAGAGGCCAAGUCUCUCUCUUUCUUUAUCAGCGUGUGAAGGAGGGAGCAGAGGGGUGAUGAGAAAAGAUAGUGGGCAGACAACUGCAUAGCUGACGGAAAGAAACACACAGACACAGAAAAAGGAUUCUUACGAAAGAAAUAAGGCGCAGAUGUCAGCAGAACUCAGAGGAAGGAGGAAUUCUGAUGUUAGUAAAGCUGUGAAUACAAGUGAAAAGAAGGACAUGGAUCAAAACUCGUCUGUUCUGCAGGUAACUCUGCAGAUUUCACAAGAACAGGCUGAGCCUGGAGAAGCAAAGUCAGUAGUCAGGGGACAGUGCCUUAAGCUCCUUUUGGUCUUUUUUGUCUUCUUCCUCAUCGGCACAGUGAUUGGGUUGGUUCUCUAUUCCCAUUGGAGGACAAAUCAAGUCCCUGCCCCCUGUCUUUCUCCUGCAUGUCGCAGAGCAGCUGAGCGCUUCUCUGCUGCUGUAGAUCCCUUCUCUCGACCAUGUGAUUACUUUCAGUUUACCUGUGGGGCGACCCUCAGCAGAGGAAGGCAGCGGGGGAAGACCGUCUCUCACAACCUCACCGCUGGGCAGGACAUGAGGAGGUGGACAGGGAGAGGAGGAGGGAGGAUGGACAGAGAGGCAGAAACUGAAAAAGGGGGAGAUAUGCCUGAGAGAUUACCAGACAGACGCACAGCUUUACUUCAGACAAUAAAAGAGAUUCUGGAGUCUCCAGUCGGGGGUGUUUCCACACACACUGUGAAGGAGAAAGCACAGAGGUUCUACAACACCUGCAUGGACUUCAAACCUGCAGAGAGUACAAACUCAGAACGUUUCCUCGCGCUUGUUCAGCAGCUCGGGGGCUGGGCUGCCUCUGGGAAAUGGACUCAGCCUGAUUUUAACACCACUCUGGCUCUGCUGAUGGCCCAGUAUAACACCUUCCCUUUCUUUAAUGUGUAUGUGGGACCUGAUCAGAGAAAAGAUCAGAGUAAUGAAGGCCAGCACUACAUUCAGAUUGAUCAGCCAGACUUUCAGUUCCCCAUUGAAUGGAACAGCGGCACACAAAGAUCCAAGAUUAACAUACAGUCUUUGCGUCCAUUCUUCUCAUCCUGUAGGCAGCUCAUGACUUUGUUGGACGUUCCCUCAAGUCACACCACUCUGCACUGUGGCCUGUAUGUGUCUCUAUCUUCAACUCUAGUUACAGCUACUUCACCACUAACCUACAGACUCAGCCAAAAACUUCUGUAUCAUAGAAUCACAUUGCAGGAGCUACAGUUGCUGGCCCCAGCUAUUGAUUGGCUUAAUUGCCUCAAAGCCGUAUUCCAUCCUCUUCCUGUAAACCAAUCAGAUUUUGUUUUACUACACAAUCUCCCUUACAUUAUCUAUAUGUCGCAGACAAUCAGUGAGUGGAAACUGAAGCAUGAGAUGAUGGGCAGUGAUCCUCUUCAUACUUAUAUGGUUCUGACUCUUCUGCAAACACUCCUCCCUGCCCUGGACUCCAGAUUCUCACAGAUCAUGCACAGUGACUCCAUGGAUAUAAAGGAGGGAAUCCCCCACUGGAGACACUGUGUGCAGCAGAGCUUGAAAGGGUUUGACUUGUUGCUAAGUCAUGUGAUCAAAGAAACGUAUGCCCAUGAAAAGGCUGAAGAGUUGAUGAAUAACAUUUACUCCACUUUUAAGACCAAAAUAAUCAAUCUCAGCUGGAGGGAUGUGGGAAGUCGUGAUUUAGUUUUGAAUAAGGUUAAAUCGCUCACCCCAAGAUUGUCUAUUAACCCUGAAAUACUCAACCAACUAAGUCUCAACAGCCACUAUUCAGAGGUGAUCAUAAGUGAGGCGGACUAUUUUUCCAACUACCUGCAGCUGCUUGCACUUCAGCAGAAGAGAAGGAGGAAGCUGUUAUCUCACGCCGCACAGCAUGAUGUGCUGUUCGUCAGUCUGUUUUUGUCUGGCAAUGACAUCAUCUUUCCAGUUGGAAUGUUUGUGUCGCCUCUGUUCCAUCCCUCCUAUCCAAGAGCUAUCAACUAUGGAAUGCUGGGAUCUAUGAUUGCAAAAGACCUUCUCCAUCUGCUACUCCCUGACAUUCUUUCGCAGUCAGAAGUCCCCAGGCUGAAGAGUGAGUGUGUGUGGGAACACUAUGUGAGUUGGAGGGAGGGUUCAGACAGAGAUAAAUCUUCUUCUCUCUCCCAGUCCCAGCAGCAGGAGGUGUGGGUGCAGUACGCAGCCCUGGAGAUAGCACUACAGGCAUACCAUGAGAGUUUGCAGAGGCACUCAGAUGAUACUUCUGUGUCAGGACUUUCUCACGUCCAUCUGUUUCUCUCCUCCUUCAUUCAGGCAAGCUGUGACUUUCAGCCAUACCAUGCAUACAUGCAUUUCGAGCCCUCCUUCCUGGUGACUGUUCUGUGCAGAAACUCAGACCUCUGUCCCAAACCACUGAUCUGUGAGGAUAGCUCUCAGGGGCAUUCUACCAAGCCCUGUUAGCAUGAAGCCACUGCUGAAAACGUCAUCACAGCUGUAAAACGGACUGAACUGCUAUCAGCACUCCAAACAGACAAAACGAUGCUGCUGAGAAGUCUGUUAACAUUUUUAAAGGACAUUGCUGUAGGCCUCACUUUAAGGAUGUUAAAGCAGACUCUGAAUAUGCAGAACCCAAAUGUCUUAUUAAAAUCCACAUACAACGUUUAGCAUUGUCUAAUUUUAAGGUUUUAUAAUUGUAGGCCUGUUUAUUGACUGAUAAAUGACUGUGUAAUUUACUACCAGGAUGUAAGUAGAGUUGCCAGCUGCACAGAUUUUUCUGGAUUUUCACAGAUUAUAACCAUUACCAUAUUCCUUACAAAGGUUAAACAAAUGAUGUGCCUCCUUUUCUGCUUUUUCCUGGUCGUGGUUGUGGUGGGUCCAGUCCAGAGCCCACAGCCCCAAGACAGGGUGCCAGUCCUUCACAAAUCUUUAUGCACACUCACCUAGAAGCACUUUACUAUGGCUAAUUUACAUAGCACAUGUAUUUUUGUGGGGGUGGGAGGAUACCCUCUUGGACACAGAACACAGUGAGCAAAAUGGGGACCAACCCCACAAUCCCAGACCACUGGAGCUGUGUGUGACACAUGCACUGCGGUGAUCAGACCGGGGAUUAAAUCCACAAUUCUAGACCCCUGGAGCUGUGUGACACACACGUUGUGAUGCCCCCUGCCUUUUAAUCCAUCAAGAUUAUAAGGAAUAUGAAGAAGGAUGGAAGGAUGUUUUCCUUGUCAGGUGUCCAGAAUUUGUAAGCUUGGAAUGAUUUGAUGGAACUUUAAAGAGAUAGAGUCUUAUAUUUUAUAUAAAGUGUGAUCAUUAAAACUGUUUAUUGUU
Messenger RNA from Astyanax mexicanus (Mexican tetra), 3641 nucleotides. It is a transcript of the gene kel, whose product is annotated as Kell metallo-endopeptidase (Kell blood group). Bases 465 to 2774 code for a protein of 769 amino acids. Gene Ontology annotation, cellular component: plasma membrane. Gene Ontology annotation, molecular function: metalloendopeptidase activity. The transcript has 18 exons. The record is from RefSeq and is a predicted model, not a curated record. NCBI's taxonomy places the organism in Eukaryota, Metazoa, Chordata, Actinopteri, Characiformes, Acestrorhamphidae. Gene Ontology annotation, biological process: protein processing.